Molecule: messenger RNA, 1520 nt
Organism: Globicephala melas (long-finned pilot whale)
Lineage: Eukaryota; Metazoa; Chordata; Mammalia; Artiodactyla; Delphinidae
Product: histone H2A type 1
Biological process (GO): heterochromatin formation
Cellular component (GO): chromatin; nucleosome
Molecular function (GO): structural constituent of chromatin; DNA binding; protein heterodimerization activity
Source: RefSeq, a predicted model, not a curated record
UCUUUGCUAAGCACCUUGAUUAGAUUGAUGAGAUGUCGGGACGCGGAAAACAAGGUGGGAAGGCUCGUGCCAAGGCUAAGACCCGUUCUUCUCGGGCUGGGCUUCAGUUUCCUGUGGGCCGAGUGCACCGCCUGCUCCGGAAGGGCAACUACGCCGAGCGGGUUGGGGCCGGCGCGCCGGUGUACCUGGCGGCGGUGCUGGAGUACCUGACGGCCGAGAUCUUGGAGCUGGCGGGCAACGCGGCCCGCGACAACAAGAAGACGCGUAUCAUUCCGCGUCAUUUGCAGCUGGCUAUCCGCAACGACGAGGAGCUCAACAAGCUGCUGGGCAAAGUCACAAUCGCUCAGGGCGGCGUCCUGCCCAACAUCCAGGCCGUGCUGCUGCCUAAGAAGACUGAGAGCCACCACAAGGCCAAGGGCAAGUAAACUGCAGUAUUCAAAUUCUUGAUCUUUGAGGAAUCAAUCUUAACCAAAGGCUCUUUUCAGAGCCACCCACGUAUUCAUUAAAAGGGCUUACAUUUUCCUUAUUUAAGCAGGUUGUUGAAAGUGAUUCUCAUCACAUUUUGUCAACUUAGAAGAUGUAUUUUCUAUGAAAUGCAAACUAAUCAUACUCUUUAAAGUAAUCAAAGUACUCUUUAGCUAAGUAAAAAUGAUAUAGAGAGACCUUGUAUCACAAGUAAUUAAGUCCAUCAAUGCUGCAAGUCCUCAGUUGUUAACCCUCAGAAAAAGAUAAUGGUACAAUAAUACUUGGUAAAUGUUGAAAGUUUAGGUGCAAAUCUAGUUGGUGACCUACAAGAUCAUUUAAACCACUCCUUUAGUACUAUCUCAUGUUGAAACGAAUUGUUUUGCAUCCUAAUGGGACAAGUUGAUCUGUAAUUCAUACUUGUUUUUAAUAGCCAGUCUCAACUCUACUGAGCUGGGCCCUAAUUAAUUGUAAAUACUGGGCCCCAGGGACAGCGUCCCUCCUUCCUGACCACCCCCUCGUUGGAGUGCCGAGGCCAGUCAGCCCCCAGCUCUGGCGGCUCAGCGUCCCCUCGGAAGUGACUGCGAGUCAAGCUCCCCACCGGCCCCCUCCCCCCUGGUCUCCCUCCCGCCAGGGCCGCUUCGUGCGCGGUGCCGGUCGACCCCUCCUCAGGGUGGAGGAGACCCGGGCCGACUCCGCUCCACUGACCUACCGCUGCCCGACUGGGACGUGGCCGAACAGCCGGACACAAUGAGAAGCUGACAGUCUGCAACCCGGAAGAGAGUCCUCACCAGAAGGCGAUGAUCCCGGCACCUAGAUCUCAGACUUCCAGCCUCCAGGACUGAGAAAUACAUUUCUGUUGUUUACAAGCCCCCACCCCGUCCCGUUUAUGGUACUUUGUGACAACAGCCCAAACUGACUUAGCACUCUUUUUUUUCAAGUACAUCGAAGAAUUUGUGGAGCCCAUCCAUUUUAUGAUACAAUUUCCCAAAUAACCAAUAUGCUCUCUAUACACUCUGAUUUGUCAACAUUUGUAUUUAUCAAAAUUGUUAUUAAAA